Penicillium malachiteum is the source of this 780-nucleotide messenger RNA. RefSeq lists its product as uncharacterized. Lineage: Eukaryota; Fungi; Ascomycota; Eurotiomycetes; Eurotiales; Aspergillaceae. The coding region runs from base 1 to 780 and encodes 259 amino acids. The transcript has a single exon. The record is from RefSeq and is a predicted model, not a curated record. Gene Ontology annotation, molecular function: acyltransferase activity.
AUGGAGCAUGCGGCAUUGGAUGGGGUCACAAUUGAGCCUCUACACAACGCGAUCAAUGAUGCCAUUGCCAAACAGCAUGAAAGUGGUGUUACUGAAGUAAACAAAUCAGAAUCGAGAGGGAAGCUGGCACGACUUGGAAGUACGAGUAUCGAAAAGUGCAGUUCCCUCCCCUUGCCUAUGACCGCCCAUUCUGAUAUGUAUUCUGUAAUGCGGACAAUUUCAAACGAGCGCCUUGGGGAUUCUGAAUCUUUCUCUUUCGCUACGAUGACCUCACAUCAGAUUACGCAAUCUUUUUGUCUGGAGCAUAAAACACCACUCCAGGGCUCUCUUCAGCUUGCCUUGCAGCUUGCAGCUCGUCGUUUAUUUGGACACAUCCUGCCAGCAACGGAGACAGUGUCACUAGCUCAUUUUCGGCACGGUCGCGUUGAUGUCAACGCCAUCGUAACCACUCCUAUGAUGGCUUUUCUUGAUGAGGCAACUGUCGAUAGUCAUCCUAGAAGAGUACUCCGGGAUUUAGCAGACAAUGCGACACGUGAAUAUGUUUCGAACCUACGACGUGUCAGUCGUGGUCAGGGUUACGGACGCCAUUUGCUUGCGCUCGAAUGGAUGAUUGCAGACACAGAAGAGCGGCCAUCGUUUUUCGAUGACCCCUCUUACUUGAAAAGUAAACCCGGGCGCAUUUUGACCAGCUGUUUCAAUACCGGAUGGCAGGAGGGUGGUUUUGUCUAUCCACCCGCGAACAGCAUCCUGAUCUACUUCGAGAUUAGCGAAGAGAGGUAA